Molecule: messenger RNA, 3267 nt
Organism: Neoarius graeffei (lesser salmon catfish)
Lineage: Eukaryota; Metazoa; Chordata; Actinopteri; Siluriformes; Ariidae
Product: probable phosphatase phospho1
Exons: 2
Coding region: 279-1007 (242 amino acids)
Molecular function (GO): phosphatase activity
Source: RefSeq, a predicted model, not a curated record
UUCAACAAGACAAUGCAAAACCACAUUCUGCACACAUUACAAAGGCGUGGCUGUGGAAGAAGAGGGUGUGUCCCCAAUAGAGAAUGUGUGGGGAAUUUAGAAAUGGAAACUAUGACAACAACAACCCCAUACUGUUCCACACCGUAAGACCUGUUUACAGGAAGAAUGGGACAAAAUAACACCUGAAACACUUCAUCACUUGGUGUCUUCAGUCCCUAAACAUCUUUUAAGUAUUGUGAGGAAUGGCAACAUUAUAAAGUGAGAAGAAAACCAGCAGCAUGGCCGCCUGCUUCCUAUUUGUCUUCGAUUUUGACGAGACGCUGAUCGCCGAGAACAGUGACGACUCAGUGAUCCGUGCUGCGCCGUUACAGAAGCUCCCCACAUCCCUGAUCGAGCAUCGCUGCCCCGGAUCCUUCUUGGAGUACUCGCAGCGCAUCAUGACAUUCCUGAACAAGAGCGGCGCCACUGAGGAUGCCAUCCGGGCCGCAAUUGAGCAAAUCCCAUCGUCUCCGGGCAUAGCAGCAAUUCUUGACUUCUUGUUGGCUCGGGACGACUUUGAGUGUGUCAUCAUCUCUGAUGCUAACUCGUACUUUAUCGAGACUUGGUUAGGACACAUUGGUGCUCACAAACUUUUCACUAAGGUUUUUACCAACCCAUCAGAAUUUGACACAAACGGAUGCCUCAUCUUGCGCCCUUUCCACUCCCACUCGUGCCCUAAGUGCCCAAAAAACAUGUGCAAGCAGGUUAUCCUGAGAGACUACAUGAGUAAAAGGGUGAAAGAGCAAGGGGAACCUUUCCAAAAUGUUUUUUAUAUGGGGGAUGGAGAAAAUGACAUUUGUCCCACAUUAGCGUUGGGACAAAAUGAUACAGUUUUCCCAAGGAGAGAUUUCCAGAUGCACAAGAUCAUUCAGGAUCUGCACAAAACGCAGCCAGGUGUGUAUAAACCCGCGAUAGUGCCCUGGGAACGAGGCGAAGAUGUAGUGGACUUCCUGAAGAAGGCCUUAUAGUAGAAGUAAACUUCUAGAGCAGAAGAGGACAAAGAAUGAAAGAGUUUUAAAAAAGGAGUAAGAAGAGAGAUUAAAUUACAGACAGAUACGUAAUACACGAACCAGCACCUGAGACUUGAUUAGCCUUGCAUGAGCCUCACUAAUAAUACACCGCCCUAGAAUAAACAAUAUCCCCAUGCAGAAAGAUGGCAAGUGUGUCUCGGCUGAAUGCCAGUCUCAUGACUGAACAAGGCAAAAAGGAAGCAUUCUGGGAAGAGUAACGUUAAACCUCUGUCAAAGGUUAAAUGAGGUUUCACAGUGCUGUACAGUAUUACUCGGAGACAUGGCUAACAGCCAAAGACACAUACACACAUCUCUUGUGUAUGCUAAUUAUCACCAUGUGCUGUUAUAGACAUGUUAUAGAUGUGAUACAGACGUGUUAUAGACAUUAUAAUGUUACAGACGUGACACAGACAUAUUAUAGAUGUGUUACAGACACAUAGAGGUGACAGACAUGUUAGACAUGUUACAGACGUUAUAGAUGUGAUACAGAUGUUAGACAUGUUAGAGACGCUACAGACAUAGAUGUGUUACAGACAUGUUAUAGAUGUGACAGAUGUUAGACAUGUAAUAGACAUGUUACAGACAUUAUAGACGUAACACAUUAGACAUGCUAUAGACAUGUUAGACAUUCAUAGUCAUGUUAUAAACUUGAUACAGACAUGUUAUAGACAUGAUACAUGUUACAGACGUGAUACAGACACAUUACAGACAUGAUACAGGGAUGUUAUAGAUGUGAUACAUGUUACAGACAUGUUAUAGAUGUGAUACAGACAUGUUAGACAUGUUUUAGACAUGAUACAGACGUUACAGACAUGUUAUAGACAUAGACGUGAUAGACAUGUUAGACAUGUUAUGACGUUACAGACAUGUUACAGACAUGAUAUGGACAUGUUACAUAUGUGUUACAGAUAUGUUAUAGACAUGAUACAGACAUGUUAUAGAUGUGAUACAGACAUGUUAUAGACAUGAUAGACAUGUUACAGACAUGUUAUAGACAUGAUACAGACAUGAUAUGGACAUGUUACAGACAUGUUAUAGAUGUGAUACAGACAUGCUAGACAUGUAAUUGACAUGUUACAGAUGUUACAGAUAUGUUUUAAAUGUGAUAGACAUGUUCGCGUGAAGCCAAGCAUGUAAGACAAAUCAAGCAAUUUUCAAUUUUCUCACUGAUUAGUGCAUUAUUUAAUGUUUUUAAUUAGAGGCAAUAUAUAAUUAUUACUAUAUGAUAGCUCAGAACAAAAACACACUGAGCAGGCCAUGCCCAGAAGCACAAACUACAAAUAACUUAUCACUUGCUAGUGUAAACGCUGGUUUAAAUCCUUAUAUAUACUGUUUCAUCAUGGAUUUUAAUGUAUUUCUGGUGGUCUGUAAUUGUAGUUUAAUGGAAUAUCCUGUUCCUAAUCUUCUCUUGUGGUUUAACUUAUUUUAUUCUGAUGGCAAUUAUCUACUCAUGAGAGCAGGCCCUACUGGGGUUUAGUGGUGUUUAAUAGUAACCAAUAUAAUUCCUUAUGGAAACCUGUAGGAGUCUGAUGUAAACCUUUAAGCUCCAUUAUGUGAAACCAUUAGAGAUUUUUCGGAUGGAUUGCAGUGGGGUUUUUUUCACUCAGAGUCAUGCUGUUAUAUUCAUGUCUUAUUUGGAGUUUUGCAGGAGUUUUAUCAUUUUAUCUCAUCUUGUGAUUCCUGUCAUUUAUUCAUUUAUUUAUUUAUUUGAUUUUAAAAUCUUAAUUUCGUACUCUCAUUUUUUUUCUGUCUCCUGUCAUUUUUCAGUGGUUCACCACAUGUUACUUUGACGUGUUGUUUUGUCUUGCUUUUUUCUCAACCUUUCUUGUUGUUCUCAUCUUAUUUUGUUUUUCAUCACAUUUGGAGCUUUCUUCUACUGUCUGUUCUUUUCCUCAUGUUUUUUAAUGUCAUCUUGUGUUCCCUGUCAUUUAUUUAUGAUAGUUUUUUUAUUUCUUGAUCUCAUUCUUUUGCUGUUUCCUCCCAUUUUCAUUGACUCAUCUCACGUUUCCUUAUUGUGUGUUGUUUUCUUUUGUUUCUUCUUGUUCAGUCUCGUUGUUCUUCAUCUUAUCUUGCCUUUUACUUAUCUUGUUACGUCUAGUGGCUUAUCUAUUCUCACAUAGUUUCAGUUUUCUUUCCCUCAUCUCACUUUUCCUCCUCUUUUUUUUAUUCGUCUCAUCUUUCCACUUGAACUCCUUAUACUGACUCUGUAAGCAGAAUA